UCGGGCUCCGCGGGCGGGCGGGCGGACAUGGCGGCCAACAUGUACCGGGUCGGAGAUUAUGUUUACUUUGAGAAUUCCUCCAGCAACCCAUACCUAAUCAGAAGAAUAGAGGAACUCAACAAGACUGCAAGUGGCAACGUGGAAGCAAAAGUAGUAUGCUUUUAUAGACGACGUGAUAUCUCCAACACGCUUAUAAUGCUUGCCGAUAAGCAUGCUAAAGAAACUGAGGAAGAGACUGAGACGACAGUUGAGGCUGACCUGACUGAGAAGCAGAAGCACCAGUUGAAACAUAGGGAGCUCUUUCUGUCCCGCCAGUACGAGUCCCUGCCUGCAACACACAUCAGGGGGAAAUGCAGCGUGGCUCUGCUGAACGAGACAGAAUCAGUGUUGUCAUACCUUGAUAAAGAGGAUACCUUCUUUUACUCAUUGGUGUAUGAUCCUUCAGUGAAAACAUUAUUAGCAGACAAAGGUGAAAUCAGAGUGGGCCCAAAGUACCAAGCCGACAUUCCAGACAUGCUACCAGAAGGAGACUCAGAUGAGAGGGAACAGUCCAAACUGGAAGUUAAAGUUUGGGAUCCCAAUAGUCCACUUACGGACCGACAGAUUGACCAGUUUUUAGUUGUAGCCCGUGCUGUCGGGACGUUUGCCCGAGCCCUGGAUUGCAGCAGCUCCGUGAGGCAGCCCAGCUUGCAUAUGAGCGCCGCCGCAGCCUCCCGAGACAUCACCUUGUUUCAUGCCAUGGACACACUGUACAGACACGGCUAUGACCUGAGCAGUGCCAUCAGUGUGUUAGUGCCACUUGGAGGGCCGGUCCUGUGCAGAGAUGAGAUGGAGGAGUGGUCGGCCUCUGAAGCCAGCUUAUUCGAAGAAGCACUGGAAAAAUAUGGCAAAGAUUUCAAUGACAUCCGCCAGGACUUUCUCCCAUGGAAAUCCUUGACCAGCAUCAUUGAAUAUUAUUACAUGUGGAAAACUACUGACAGAUACGUGCAGCAGAAACGCCUAAAAGCAGCAGAAGCCGAGAGCAAGCUGAAGCAAGUUUAUAUCCCAACUUACAGCAAACCAAAUCCCAACCAAAUAUCCAGCAGCAAUGGCAAGUCUGGCACUGUGAAUGGAGCUGUGGGGACCCAGUUCCAGCCCCAGAGCGCCCUCCUUGGACGAGCCUGUGAGAGCUGCUAUGCCACACAGUCUCACCAGUGGUAUUCCUGGGGCCCACCUAAUAUGCAGUGCAGACUGUGUGCGACCUGCUGGCUGUACUGGAAGAAAUACGGAGGUCUGAAAAUGCCCACCCAGUCAGAUGAGGAGAAGUCUCCCAGCCCCACUGCAGAGGACCCACGCGUGAGAAGCCACCUGUCCCGACAGGCCAUGCAGGGCAUGCCGGUCCGGAACACUGGAAGCCCAAAGUCUGCAGUGAAGACUCGCCAAGCUUUCUUCCUUCAUACUACAUAUUUCACAAAAAUUGCUCGUCAGGUCUGCAAAAACACCCUGCGGCUGCGGCAGGCAGCAAGACGGCCAUUUGUUGCUAUUAAUUAUGCUGCCAUUAGGGCAGAAUGUAAGACGCUUUUCAAUUCUUAACCUUAUAUGUUCCGCUCCUCACCAUCCUCUCUUUCCCUCGCUCUCUCUUUUUGUUUGUUUGUUUGCAAUAAACAUAAGUUCUUAUGUA
Psammomys obesus (fat sand rat) is the source of this 1660-nucleotide messenger RNA. It is a transcript of the gene Mta3, whose product is annotated as metastasis associated 1 family member 3. Gene Ontology annotation, molecular function: histone deacetylase binding; transcription coactivator activity; transcription corepressor activity. The transcript has 14 exons. NCBI's taxonomy places the organism in Eukaryota, Metazoa, Chordata, Mammalia, Rodentia, Muridae. Gene Ontology annotation, cellular component: NuRD complex; nucleoplasm. Gene Ontology annotation, biological process: negative regulation of transcription by RNA polymerase II. The coding region runs from base 28 to 1572 and encodes 514 amino acids. The record is from RefSeq and is a predicted model, not a curated record.